Molecule: messenger RNA, 1185 nt
Organism: Phacochoerus africanus (Common warthog)
Lineage: Eukaryota; Metazoa; Chordata; Mammalia; Artiodactyla; Suidae
Gene: MPZL1
Product: myelin protein zero like 1
Exons: 6
Coding region: 192-1001 (269 amino acids)
Cellular component (GO): focal adhesion; membrane; cell surface
Source: RefSeq, a predicted model, not a curated record
CAGGCAGCUGGAGCCGAGGCCGCGGCGGAGGGCUGGCUGGCUGCUCCUGGGGCCGCGAGUGGGGAGCGCGGCGUGGAGGUGCCAGCGGACGCGGGUGGCGGCGAGUCAGGCUCUUUCAGCCCCGAGCAGAGCUAACCACAGUGGGGACCGGGGCCCGGGGGUGCGGCGGCUGCGGCUGCAGCGAGAGGACGAUGGCAGCGCCCGCCGGGGCCAGGGCACUGAUUGCAGCCCCAGACCGCGGGCGCUGGCUGUGGUCGGUGCUGGUGGCGGCGCUCGGAUUCCUGACAGCUGGUGGAUCGGCCCUGGAGGUUUAUACACCAAAAGAAAUCUUCGUGGCAAAUGGGACACAAGGGAAGCUGCCAUGCAAGUUCAAGUCUGCUAACAUGACCGGCACACUGACUUCAGUCUCCUGGAGCUUCCAGCCAGAGGGGACUGACAGCACUGUGUCGUUUUUCCACUACUCCCAAGGGCAAGUGUAUGCCGGGAAUUAUCCACCAUUUAAAGAUAGAAUCAGCUGGGCUGGAGACCUCGAGAAGAAAGAUGCAUCAAUCAACAUAGAAAAUAUUCAGUUUAUACACAAUGGCACCUACAUCUGUGAUGUCAAAAACCCUCCUGACAUUGUUGUCCAGCCAGGACACAUUAGGCUCUAUGUUGUAGAGAAAGAGAUUUUGCCUGCGUUUCCAGUUUGGGGGGUGGUGGGCAUAGUUACUGCUGUGGUCCUGGGUCUCACUCUGCUCAUCACUAUGAUUCUGGCCGUCCUCUAUAGAAGGAAAAACUCUAAACGAGAUUACACUGGCUGCAAUACAUCAGAGAACGUGUCACCAGUUAAGCAGGCUCCACGGAAGUCCCCCUUCGACACAGAGGGUCUAGUAAAGAGCCUGCCUUCUGGAUCUCACCAGGGCCCAGUCAUAUAUGCACAGCUAGACCACUCUGGCGGACAUCACAGCGACAAGAUUAACAAGUCAGAGUCUGUGGUAUAUGCAGACAUCCGGAAAAAUUAAGAGAAGACCCCAGUGACAUCCCAACAAGCAAGAAACAAAUCCAGACUGGACUCUUGUGCAGAAAAUGUAGCCCAUUACCACGUGUGGCCUUGGAAACCUGAACAAGAACAAGCACAUGUUUAUUCAUAGAGGGAGAAAAAGAUUUGUAUAAAGGAGAUGUAUAAAUAUUCUAUUUAAUCUUCCU